ACCUCACUUCCUGUUUUUAAAAAUGGCGGACAGCAACAUUGGAGGCGGUGAGAGCAGUGUGUUUCGGCGACCGUCAGCCUGAUUAUCUGGAGCUGCUGGGACCUGAAACGACUUCUGAUGCAGCGAUAACAACCACAUCGCUUUGUGGGAGGCGUUCAAAAGUUUAACCAUGAGUAGCCGAAGAAAGAGGGCCCCUCCUGUGAAGGUGGACGAAGACGCCAAGAAGAGGUUAAACUGGAACAUGCUAGAUGACCGCAAGAACGAGGAAAUCCAGCUCGGUGAGCAGACACCGACCUGCUCCAUUUUUCCUGUCGACCCUCCUCCCAGCAACUCCUUUCUCUCAACCGCCGAGGGUGUCCCGGAGGCUGCCUGCAGCAGCAGCUCUGUCCGUUUCCCAGAGGAGCCUCCAGGUACGUCCGCUGACAGCGGCUCGGCCUCCGCCUCCCUGGCCCUAAGUGUGGUGCCGGCUUUGAAGCUGGGCCACAGCUGGAAGGCGCUGAUCGGGGAGUUCAGCGUCCGGCCAGCUUGGAUCCCAUCUGACUGUGAACUGAGAGCUUUGGUGCUCCACAGGAUGGGUGAGCAGCUUCGCCUCAGCUACGGCGGCUGUGAUGAGAGCUCAGGGCUGCAGUGGAGUGCUGAGGAGGACGUCUGCACAGCGGAGUGCAGCCUCAGUGGGAUCCUGCUGGAGGACCUCGACUGGAUGCAGAAGAGGAAGGUGGUGCAGCUCUGCCACCAGGCCAAAGAGAGCUCCGUCAAGGUGGGGAUUUACUUGCUGGAAACUGGGCUCGGGAAGCCCGAGUACCUCAGCGAGGGAAACGCUCGGAUGAAGAAAGCAAAUCAAUUAAUGCAGAAGUUGAUGGAGUAUUUCUACGAUUUCAUUAUCCCCGAAGUUGUAGAGAAUGAGAAUGAGGAGGAGGAAUGUGACACUGACCUGGAGAGGCAAAAUGUGGAGGAGCUCUAUGAUUUCGUCAGACAUCUGCACCAGAGAGAGAGCCAGGAGGUGACGUAUGACGUUCAGGACAACGCUCUUAUUCCUGUUCUCAGACCCUAUCAGAGCCAGGCUGUCAACUGGAUGCUGAAGAGAGAGAAAUACAGGAACACUACACCUAAAGAACAAAUUCUGCAUUUCCUCUGGCGGGAGGUGAUCACUUUAUGCGGAAAGAAGUUGUUCUACAACCCCUUUACCGGCUGCUUAUUACGAGAAUUUCCCCUGGCAGGUGUAGAGUGGCCUGGUGGGAUCUUGGCUGAUGAAAUGGGGCUGGGAAAGACAGUGGAAGUUCUGGCUCUCAUCCUGUUUCACCACCGACAGGACCUGGAGCAGGAGGCCCUCACCCUGCCUGUGGGGAAAUCCGUGAAUUAUUUCGUACCUCCUCCUCCCCUAGAGAAAAAGGUUAUCCGCUGCAAGUCUGAAGUUCAGCCUAAAAUGAAAGUAUCUUACCCAACUGUGCGUGUCAUGCUCCUCACUGCAAUCAAGGCAAUGAGAUCUGGCAAAGGAGCCUCCGUCAACGCUGUCUUCACCUACAUCCGUGCCACUUACGGUUAUGACCUCCUAAAAAACCGCAACCACAUCAAGAAGAUGCUGGUGAAGCUGAUCGACGAAGGCCUGGUCGACCGGGUCAAAGGCCGAGGCUUGGCGGGGUCAUUUAAACUGGGAAAGAACUACAAAGAGACAAAAAAGACCUUAACGGGAGCAUCCAAGUCUAACUCCAGAAGCGCAGAGAGCGCGCCCAGGCAAAUUUUUCAGAGACGAGCAAAAGAGAAGGCAGAAGCAGCGCUUCAGAACUCUCUUCUUACAGAUGAUCUGAGAGAUCAGUACUCCCCUGCGUCGGACUGUCUAGAACCAGAGACAGCAACGAAGAAGGAAUGGGAUGAAAGUCUGAAGAAGAAAGCCGAAGACAUGCUGGAUCAGUCCAGGACAGCCUUACAGAGGACUCAGGAUAAAAGCGAGUCAGAAACACAGGACGUUCCCAGGAAUGAUGAACUACCUGAAGAAAGAGGAGAAUCUCUUCCGCUUGAAUCAGCAGAGACGGAAACCCCCACCAGAGCGUCUGUUGUCCCUUUCAACACACCGGACUACCGCUUUGAGUGCAUCUGUGGUGAACUGGGCAUUGUUGACUACAAGGCUCGUGUCCAGUGUAUGAACUGCCAGCUGUGGCAGCAUGCAGACUGUGUAAACUACAAAGAAGAAAGCCUUGAGACUACACCUUUCUACUGCCCCCACUGCCUGGUCGCCAUGAAGCCCGUCUCCACCGGUGCCACCCUCAUCAUCUCCCCGAGUUCCAUCUGCCACCAGUGGGUGGAGGAGAUUAACCGGCACAUCAGGUCCUCCUCGCUGCGAGUGCUGGUUUAUCAGGGUGUGAAGAAGCAUGGAUUCAUCCAGCCACACAUGCUCGCUGAGCAGGAUGUGGUCAUCACCACCUACGACGUGCUGCGGUCAGAGCUCAACUACGUGGACAUUCCCCACAGCAACAGCAAGGAUGGACGCCGCUUCCGCAACCAGAAGCGCUACAUGGCCAUUCCCAGUCCUCUGGUUGCUGUGGAGUGGUGGCGCAUCUGUCUGGACGAGGCUCAGAUGGUUGAAUGUCCCACUGCCAAGGCUGCAGAGAUGGCUCUACGUCUCGCAUCUGUCAACCGCUGGUGUGUCAGUGGCACUCCAGUCCAGAGAGGCUUAGAAGAUCUGUACGGCCUUGUACUUUUUCUGGGAGUUGACCCGUACUGGGUAAAACACUGGUGGGACCAGCUGCUUUAUCGCCCUUAUCGCCGUGGAAACACAGAGCCGCUGUACAAUGUAAUUGCUCAAUUGUUAUGGCGAUCAGCUAAAAAAGACGUCAUUGAUCAGAUCCAGAUCCCGCCUCAGACAGAGGAGGUGCACUGGCUGCACUUUUCCCCCGUCGAGGGACACUUCUACCACCGUCAGCACGAGGUCUGCUCCCAGGACGCUCUGGCCAAACUCAGGAAGAUAUCUGACUGGAGCCUGAAACUUGGCAGCCUCGACCGCCGCACCGUCCACACCAUCCUGGGCCCGCUGCUGAGGCUGCGUCAGGCCUGCUGCCAUCCACAGGCUGUGAGGGGGGAGUUCCUGCCCCUGCAGAAAAGCACCAUGACGAUGGAGGAGCUCCUUAAGUCCCUGCAGAAGAAAUGUCGAGUGGAGUGUGAAGAAGCUCACAGACAAUUGGUGUGCGCUCUCAAUGGCCUGGCUGGAAUACACAUCAUCAGAGAUGAGUUUGUAGAGGCAACAGAGAUGUAUAGAGAAGUGCUUCGUUCAUCAGAAGAGCACAAAGGCAGGCUGAAAACAGAUUCAUUACAGCGACUUCAUGCUACCCACAAUUUGAUGGAACUGCUCAGCGCAAAGCACCCUGGGAUACCUCCCACGUUAAGAGAUGACAGACUAAGUGAGGAGGCGGAGCAGCUGCGGCAGCACUACAUGACCAAAUACGACUCUGAGGUAGCAGACGCCCAUCAGGCUUUGCAGCCGGUGCUACAGAAUAUCAAAGAGCUCAAACGCAAAGUGAAGCUGAAUAAUCCCUGGUGGCUGGAUGUUAUCCAGAAGGCGAUCCGCUGCUCCACUGACGACGACCUGGUGUCCCGCAUUAAAAAUGAGCUGACGUCCAGCUACAAACAACAAGCCAACAAGCUCACCAUGGCAGAAAAGUUCCGUGAUGCCUGUGGUCUGCAGUUCCUACUCACCACACAAAUGCAAGAUCUGAUGAAAUCCCAAAAGACUGUGCAGGACGCGGUGAAGAGUCUCGAAGGUCCGGCUUCAAAGAAAGUGAUUGAUGAGGUCACCAUUUGUCACCUCAGGCCUAUGAGACUGCCACUCAAUAAUUGUGUUUUUUGCAAAGCGGAUGUACUUUUCAUCGAUUAUGAGUCCAAGCUGUUUUCUCACACGGUGAAGGGUCAGACGGCCAUCUUUGAAGAAAUGAUUGAAGAUGAAGAGGGGCUGAUGGACGACCGUCUCCCCACCACCAGCCGAGGUCUGUGGGCAGCCAGCGAGACUGAGCGCUCGCUCAAAGCCAUCUUGUCUUUUGCCAAAGUUAAACGCAUGGACCCGGAGUUGGUGGAGGAGGGUAACACUUUCAUGGAGCUGUUUGAGUUCUGGAAGAAAGAGUACAAGGUGCUGCAUGAGUACUGGAUGGUGCUGAGGAACCACGUGUCGGCCAUCGAUGAGCUGGGUAUGGCCACCGAGAGACUACGUGUGCGUCUGCCCGAUGAACCCAAGCCCAAACUGCUGCACAUCAUCGAGCCACAUGAGGUGGAGCAGAACAGACUGAAGCUUUUGAACGACCAGGCCAUGGCCAAGUCUCAACUCCAAAAGAAGCUUGGCCAGUUUCUGUAUCUCACAAAUCUGGAGAAGUCCCAGGACAAGUCUACUGGAGGGCUGAACCCAGAGCCGUGCCCCAUCUGUGCCCGGCCUCUGGGACAGGAGUGGGCAGUGCUGACUUGUGGCCACUGCUUCUGCAAUGAGUGCAUUGCUAUCAUUGUGGAACAGUAAAGCGUGGGCUCGAGGCGGCGUUCCAUCAAAUGUGCCAUCUGCAGGCAGACUACGUCCCUCACAGAGAUUCCUACGGUUCACCACCCAGGCGUCAGCCAGGACCAGGACAUACCGGUCAAAGUCAGUCAGCAACACCGGGAGGUGUAUUUUUCUAUUAAGUUAUGGCUGGAUCCAGAUGUUGGGAUUUUUUUUUAAUUUGGGUUCAACCAGGCCCUUUUGUCUAA
This is a messenger RNA of Etheostoma spectabile (orangethroat darter), 4716 nucleotides long. Its product is annotated as E3 ubiquitin-protein ligase SHPRH. Lineage: Eukaryota; Metazoa; Chordata; Actinopteri; Perciformes; Percidae. Gene Ontology annotation, molecular function: ATP binding; ubiquitin protein ligase activity; DNA binding. The record is from RefSeq and is a predicted model, not a curated record. Gene Ontology annotation, cellular component: nucleus; nucleosome. The transcript has 26 exons. Gene Ontology annotation, biological process: protein polyubiquitination; DNA damage response; nucleosome assembly. The coding region runs from base 170 to 4492 and encodes 1440 amino acids.